This is a messenger RNA of Aspergillus tanneri, 1404 nucleotides long. RefSeq lists its product as uncharacterized. The record is from RefSeq and is a predicted model, not a curated record. NCBI's taxonomy places the organism in Eukaryota, Fungi, Ascomycota, Eurotiomycetes, Eurotiales, Aspergillaceae. The transcript is spliced from 2 exons. Bases 1 to 1404 code for a protein of 467 amino acids.
AUGCGCGAAUGUUGCCUGCAUGUUACUUAUCGAUUCGACGAUAUCCUUGACCCUGAGGUACUGCGCCGGUCGCUGGAACGUCUCUUGCAGUUUGAUGGCUGGCGGACACUAGGAGCGCGACUUCGAAAGAGAGAUGACGGAAAAUUAGAAUACCACAUACCAGCGCAGUAUGAUGCAAAACGGCCUGGUUUCAACUACACUGUCGUCAAAUACCCCAUGGGCAUCAACGAACAUCCUUUAGCUGCCAGUUUCCCUCAAGCAACAGGGCAGCCAUCACUUCUCGGCAACCCAGCAGAUCUGUUAUCUCUAUGUCUGUGUCCUGAUUGCCCCCAGCAUAUAGAGGACUGGCUCUAUUCGGAUAGACCGCAACUCGUCAUUGACGUCGUGUCUUUCGGCGACGCGACACUGUUGACUGUAACUUUCUUGCACACGCUCAUGGACGCUAUGGGCCUUGCGAGUUUCAUCAAGGCGUGGACUGCUGUCAUGAAUGGACAAGAGGAUCAGGUCCCAACCUUUCAGGAGAUUGAUGAGGAUCCUGCGGCGCGGUUCACCGACAGAACCCCGGCCGACGCCUACGUUAACAGCACCUUUCUGCUAACGGGCCUACGUCUGUUGGUCUUCGUCUUCUGCUACAUCUUCGAGCUCAUCUGGCACCGUGGUCAUAAUGAACGCAUAAUCUGCAUCCCAGGACAAUAUGUCGACGAGAUGCGGGACCAGGCAUUGAACGAGCUAGCCGAGCAAAACAAGGAGCAGCCUGCCCCCUUCCUUAGCGAAGGUGACGUGCUCUUAGCAUGGUGGCUCAAAGCGUUACUCAGGGCACUGAAUCCCUCCCCCGGUCGCAUGAUAUCAAUCUUGAACGUGUUCGACAUCCGCUCGACCGCCCUACAGGAAUCACCCUCAACAAACACAGCCUUCAUAACUAACGCUGCCCUCGUGUCCAUCACUUUUCUACGCACCCACCAGAUCCUCCACGAACCGGUCAGCUUCGUGGCCUCCCAUAUCCGCCGCUCGCUUGUCCAACAACGAACACUACCACAGAUCGAAGCCUGCUUUGCUCUUCAUAAGGCCACCUCAGAGAAAAAUAGUCAUCCGCCAGUAUUCGGCGAACCGACCUCCCUUCUCGUCUGCUGUACCAACUGGCACAGAGGUAGGUUCUUUGAAGUGGACUUCUCGUCAGCUGUUAUUACCCCAGGCAUUCCACUCAACGACCGUGUGCAUCCGCUUGGCAGACCAUCGUGUGUGAUUCCUACCCAGCAUUUGGGUGGUCUUGCUUUGCGGAAUGUUGGGCCUAUCAUUGGCAAGGACGCAGCUGGGAACUGGUGGCUAUCGUGCACAUUGCGGACGAGUGCAUGGUCUGGUAUCGAGCAGGAAUUGAAUUCGCUAGGCGGUAAAAAGAGCCAGUGA